UGAGGUCAUCACUACUAUUACCCCUGUUUUUCAGAUUUAAACACUGACGCUUAGAAAAGUUGGUGGAAAAGGUGGGCAUCCCGGCACCAAAGUCUGGGGUCUCCAGUGCGCGCAGACAGUGGCGUCGGCCUCUCGGCCCAUAGGUGGAGCAAUUUCCCAGGCCUGGCGGGCUCUCUCCGCCGGAACUUCAAGUUUCCAGCAGCGGCCCGCCCGGCGCCACCUUCCCAGCUUGCGCCCCGAUGCUGCGCGCCCUGCCCCGCGCCCUGCGCCUCCCGCGCCCCUGGAGGUCCAAUGGGGCCCGCGACUGCGCCUCGGAUGCCACAGCCGGAGGACACGAGAUCCAAGUGCGCGCGCUGACCGGUCCUGACCAAGGAAUCACUGAGAUUCUCAUGAACAGACCUCAUGCCCGUAAUGCCCUGGGGAAAGUCUUCGUCAGCGAGCUGCUGGAAGCUCUGGCCCAGCUGCGGAAGGACCAGCAACUUCGUGUCCUGCUCUUCCGAAGUGGAGUGAAGGGUGUAUUCUGCGCAGGUGCAGACCUGAAGGAGCGGGAGCAGAUGAGUGCUGCGGAGGUGGGCGUGUUUGUCCAGCGUCUCCGAGGCCUGAUGAAUGAGAUCGCAGCCUUCCCUGCGCCCACCAUUGCUGCCAUGGAUGGGUUUGCCUUGGGCGGAGGCCUGGAGCUUGCCCUGGCCUGUGACCUCCGAGUGGCAGCUUCCUCUGCUGUCAUGGGGCUGAUUGAGACUACUCGAGGACUCCUCCCAGGAGCAGGAGGGACCCAGAGGCUGCCGCGCUGCCUGGGGGUGGCCUUGGCCAAAGAGCUCAUCUUCACGGGCAGGCGACUGAAUGGGGUGCAGGCCCAUGAGCUAGGACUGGUGAACCAUGCUGUGGCCCAGAAUGAGGAAGGCAACGCUGCCUACCACCGGGCACGAGCACUGGCCCAGGAGAUCCUGCCCCAGGCUCCCAUUGCUGUGCGACUGGGCAAAGUCGCCAUUGACCGAGGAAUGGAGGUGGACAUUGCAUCAGGGAUGGCCAUUGAAGGGAUGUGCUAUGCCCAGAACAUUCCAACCCAGGACCGACUAGAGGGCAUGGCAGCCUUCAGAGAGAAGAGGCCCCCAAAAUUUGUUGGCAAGUGACUCCCAUUUAUUCUUGCCCCAAAGAGCCAGAGCUACAACAGGACUGCCCUCCUCACGUCUGGCCUUCAGUUUCUUCACAAGGACAACAAUGGAUUUCAAGUAACUGGUCGGGGUGCCUGAUGUCAAGGUGCUGAUCACUACCACUAC
Molecule: messenger RNA, 1277 nt
Organism: Castor canadensis (American beaver)
Lineage: Eukaryota; Metazoa; Chordata; Mammalia; Rodentia; Castoridae
Gene: Echdc2
Product: enoyl-CoA hydratase domain containing 2
Biological process (GO): fatty acid beta-oxidation
Cellular component (GO): mitochondrion
Molecular function (GO): catalytic activity
Source: RefSeq, a predicted model, not a curated record